Messenger RNA from Chara braunii, 2082 nucleotides. NCBI's taxonomy places the organism in Eukaryota, Viridiplantae, Streptophyta, Charophyceae, Charales, Characeae. The record is from the annotation of a GenBank genome assembly.
AUGAGGAGAAUAAGGGAGAAACAGCAAAUGGAGAUGGAGGAGGCACGGAGUGUAUGGCUGGCAAAGCAAUUGGAAAAGGAGGAACAGCAAAGAAAGGCACGUCUUGAGGAGCUGGACGGAAAGGCACAGCGGCUUGGAAUCAGGCUGAAGGGGCAAGGCCACAAGCUUGGACAUGGGGACAAGAAGGCAGAGGAGGAGAAUAAUGGCAAUCAACUCUCUCAGGAGAGAGAACGGACGGCAGCUAGGACCGGAGAGACAUCGUCAUCGUCGCGCUCAUCGACACAGCCAGCGGAACAAAGACCAAGACCAAGACCUCCAGCUGGGGGUGCUCUAGGUGGGUUUGGAAAUCUGCCAACGUACAGGCCUGCGGCGCGGCGCAGGCCUGGGGGAGGAGGAUGACGGUAAAGAAUGGUGGCUGUGUCCUGCUUUCUACUCCAACAGAGAGCCCUGCAUUCUGCAGAUGUGAAAGGGCGAAGAAAAGAAAAGAAAAGAAAAGAAAAAAAAAGAGGCCCUGUGCUCUGCAGUCAAAAUCAGGCCUGCAGUGAGAAGAACACCAGCCCUUCAUUAUGGAGGGGGAAAAUCAUACCAGGCCUGCAGUAAAAUACAGACCCCCAUUGAAGGGGUUUUGUGAAAUACAGCCCCACAUUGAAGGGGUUUGUAAACUACAGCCCUGCCUUCUCUGGCUUCCCCAUGUAACUAGCCCCCACUCCCCCAACUGCUGCAUUUCUCAUUUCUUUCCGUGUCUCCGCGUCUCAGCGUCUCUGCGUAGGUUCGCUGAGUUGUUGCCAAUCGCUCGUGCGCAUAGCGCAUAAGCACAUCAUAUAUGCUCUUCGAACCGCAGCAGACUACCGGCUUCACGCAAAUAGAACACCCGGUCGUUAUAGCUGUAUUUGGUCCGGCUUCCAGUCCAGAUAGGGCGAAAAGUACUGGGUGUUCUAUUCGGGGUUGAAGACGGUAGGACAAUAUAGACGAAUUUAACAUGUCGCUCUGUUCUGCAGAGUUUUGCUGUCAAGCUGAGGCAUGAAACAGGUAUGUGAAUAGUUAGGAAAGGGACAAGGGAGGGGCGGGRGGGGGGGGGGGGGGGGGGGGGGGGGGGGGGGGGGGGGGGGGGGGGAGGGAUGAAUGUUUUUGGAACAUGGGGUCUUGAAGUCAGUUAUCGAGAUCGGGGGGGUAACUAUCGGUCUUUUUUGAACCCCUUCCGAAGGCUGAAGAGGCCCAAAAAAGGGAGGGUUCAUCUGGAUUGCAUAAGCCAAUGGGAGCAUCAGCAGAGUGAAGUCUGGAAGGAGCAGGAACAGCCACCAUCCUUAUCAUACGGCGCGAUCACAUGUCGAGAGAAAGAGCACACAACUUUUUGCGCCACCAAGCAACACAUAGAAGAUUUCUGCUUCGCUGCGCCCGCCUGCGAGGAGGAGUGCCGAAGAACGACUUGGGAACUAAGUUGCAUUGUGCGGUGUGAGGAGGAGGUUGAGGGAUCUGGAGGUUCAUUCCAUAAUCACCAUCCAACCUUACUUUCCUCUUCUUCAGCGCCCUCCUUCAGCAAUCGAGUGCCGGAGUCCUUGCAGCCUGUAUGAUGUGGUUAGUGCUGGAAACACGCAGCUGCGUGCAGAUAAUCACUGACGAAUGGUGGUGGCGAUGACACCACUUGGCUGUUCGGAGAGAGGAAUCGUGAUAGCACGCGUUGACUUUGACUGUGUGUGUGCAUUCAGAAGGGGAGGAGGACAGACAUGAAGGCACACACACCGAACGAGAGGAAGGAAGAAAGUGUCACGGAGACACAGAGAGAGAGAGAGAGAGGACGAGGGGGGGGGGGGGGGGGGGGGGGGGGGGGGGGGGGGGGGGGGGGGGGGGCAUGUCAUGGGAUUGCCCCCUUUGUUGGUCGCUCUCUCUCACACUCACACAUAGUACACAUUCUGGCGAGCGUAGAGAGAUGAAAUUUUACAGCAUACGUUGACCUUGUGUGUGCAUGUGGAAGAGAGAGAGAGAGAGAGAGAGAGAGAGAGAGAGAGAGAGAGAGAGAGAGAGAGAGAGGAGGAGGAGGAGGAGGAUACACGUUGUUGAUCCGAGUAAAAAACUCUCCCUCUC